GACAUGUGAAACUUUUCUUCAAGAGUUUCUCGGCGUGUUGGCUGCAGCCGCUGCACUUCUGAACACAGCCUGCAGAGAGGUCGGAGUCUGCCUAUUUUUAGUCCCCCCAAAAUCGGCGGUCAAAUGGGGGGAAAUGACGGUGCGUGAAGAUUUCGCGAGGCCCAGCUCCCGAGUGACGGAACACGCGGUGCAACACAACUCGGCAACUUUUUUUGAGUCUUCCAGCAUCGCCACCGCCGACGAGUAGCACCGCCAUGGCCGCCCAGUGCGACGCUUUAAGCGGAUACUUGCAGCAGCAACAGUCGGACCAGGGCUCCAAUAGCGAGCGCAGCACAGACUCGCCUUUGCCGGGCUCUGAGGAGGACCUGAGCGGACCUCACCAGCUGCCCGACCCGGAGUGGACCGAGGAGCGUUUUCGAGUGGACCGAAAGAAGCUGGAAUUCAUGUUACUAGCUGCCUCAGAGGGGAGAGUCAAUGGCGGGGAGGAUUUCUUUCAGAAGAUUAUGGAUGAAACACAAACACAGAUAGCCUGGCCUUCCAAGCUGAAGAUUGGAGCAAAGUCGAAAAAAGAUCCACACAUCAAGGUGUGCGGCAAGAGGGAACACGUGAAGGACGCCAAAGAGAGAAUUAUGUCAGUGCUGGAUACGAAGAGUAACAGGGUAACACUGAAAAUGGACGUGUCGCACACGGAGCACUCCCACGUGAUCGGCAAGGGCGGCAACAACAUCAAGCGGGUGAUGGAGGAGACGGGCUGCCACAUCCACUUCCCUGACUCCAACAGGAACAACCAGGCGGAGAAAAGCAACCAGGUGUCUAUCGCGGGGCAGCCGGGAGGGGUGGAGGCGGCUCGCGCUAAGAUCAGGGAGCUGCUCCCUCUCGUGCUGUCUUUCGAGCUCCCAGCCAUCAUGCAGUCGGACCCCAGCUCGCCGAGCGUGCAGGCCAUCUCGCAGACGUACAACCUCGCCGUGUCCUUCAAACCGCCGACUCGGCUCUACAGAGCCACGGGCGUGGUGCGCGGCUCCCAAAACAACGCCAACGCCGUCAAGCGUGGCACAGCGCUGCUUCUGGAGCACUUGGCAGGCAGCCUGGUGAGCACCAUCUCGGUCACCACCCACUUGGACAUCGCCCCCCAGCACCACCUUUUCAUGAAAGGCCGCAACGGCAGCAACAUCAAGCACAUCACGCAGAGGACGGGCGCCCAGAUCCACUUCCCCGACCCUAACAGCCCCCAGAAGAAGUCCACCGUCUACAUCCAAGGCACCAUCGAGUCGGUGUGCCUCGCCCGGCAGUACCUCAUGGGCUGCUUGCCGCUGGUGCUGAUGUUCGACAUUAAAGAGGACGUGGAGGUGGAGCCGCAGUGUAUCACGGCCCUCAUGGAGCAGCUGGAUGUCUUCAUCAGUAUCAAACCCAAGCCGAAGCAGCCCAGCAAGUCUGUAAUAGUCAAGAGUGUGGAGAGGAACGCCGUGAACAUGUACGAAGCCCGGAAGUUCCUCCUGGGCCUGGAGAGCAACGGCGUGUCUUGCUGCUCGCCCUCGGUGACCUUGAACCCGCCGGCUCCCAACGUGCCCUCGCCGUCCCUCAUCUGCCCCGUUGGCCUGGACAUCCUGGCCUCAGCUGGUCUGGGGCUCAGCAACCUGGGCUUCCUGGGUGCAACGGCAUCACACUCGCUGGCCAACUCGCUGGCCAACUCGGCGGCCCCCAACGCCGUCCUAAACACCUUAAAUUCCUCCAUGAGCCCCCUGCAGGCCCCCAGUCCCGGCACCCCCACGCCCUCCCUCUGGCCCAGCUCGCUUACCAGCACCCAAGCCUUCUCGUCCCAGUUGAUGCUGCACCCGGCCACCCACGCCACCCUGAGCAGCAUCCUGCUGUCAGGCGUGCAGGGUUACACGCAGAGCACGCCCUCCCCUCCACCGGGCCUGGCGCCCAUCGACAAGCAGCCCAACGGCGUCCCGGACUGCGCCAAGGCAGCCUGCGCUCUCAACGGUCACGUUAAGCAUCCGGCUUCCGUCUACGGGAGGAUAGCCACCGCGUCACUCGCCGAAACGGUUUUGAGUCCAGCGCCGUGCGACUCUGUCCAAGAGGCCAGCGGACACAGUCCAUCAGAACCACUGUCGAGCAAGUCCAGCGCCGAUGAAGGCUCGGACACGUUUGUGGAGGUGGGCAUGCCAAGGAGCCCCUCGCACUCGGCCAGCGGCAGCGAGCUGAAGCAGAUGCUGGCCUCGUGCAAGACGUCGUCGGGAAAACGGCAAGCCGUGGAGCUCCUCCAGGGCACCAAGAAUUCCCACCUACAUUCCGAUUGCCUCCUGUCGGACGCCGAGUCCAGUUCGUCAGACAGCCCUGUGGCUGACAAGAGGGCGCCGGGCAGCGAGCGGGCGGCCGAGAGGGCGGCGCAGCAGAACGAAAGGGAGCGCAUCAGAUUAGCCCCGCAGACCUCCUUCGCCAACAUGCAGGCAUUUGACUAUGAACAGAAAAAGCUGCUGGCAACCAAAGCUAUGUUGAAGAAGCCCGUGGUGACGGAGGUGCGGACUCCGACUAACACCUGGAGCGGUCUUGGUUUCUCCAAGUCCAUGCCAGCCGAAACCAUCAAGGAGCUGAGGAGAGCCAAUCACGUGCCCUACAAGCCCAGCAUGAGCACCACCUAUGAGGGUUCCCCGCUGUCCCUGUCCCGCGCCAGCAGCCGGGAGGGCGUGGCCAACGGCAGUGACUCGGACAACUGGCGGGAGAGGAACGGCACGUCGAACGGGCUGCAGGCCCACGCUGAGUUCCCCGCCGCUGUGAGCAGUCCCAAGAGGAAGCAGAACAAAUCUGCCGCUGAACAUUACCUGAGCAGCAGCAACUACAUGGACUGCAUUUCAUCGGUGACGGGCAGCAACGGCUGCAGCCUCAACUCCUCGCUCAAAGGUUCGGACCUGCCCGAGCUCUUCAGCAAGCUGGGCCUGGGGAAGUACACCGACGUCUUCCAACAACAGGAGAUCGACCUCCAGACAUUCCUGACUCUGACCGACCAGGACCUAAAGGAACUGGGCAUCACUACCUUUGGCGCCCGCAGGAAAAUGCUACUGGCCAUCUCAGAACUUAACAAGAACCGGCGGAAGCUAUUCGAGCCCCCCAUCCGGUCGUCCUUCUUGGAAGGGGGCGCGAGCGGUCGCCUGUCCCGUCAGUUCCACGCCGACAUGGCCAGCGUCAGCGGGCGGUGGUAGGCCGUCCUGUCCAGUCCUGUCCCGUCCCAGCGGCGUCCUUUUUUUUCAAGGCCCAGCGCCACCUUUUUCAUUCGGUUGCUGCACCUCUAUCAAGCUCAGACUGUUCACAGCGCCAUCUUGUAUAAACAUACAGUUAAAAGCCAUAGUUUGCCUUCCAAGUACCAACCAACAUUGGGGGGGGGGGGAAAAAGGGAUUCUGAGGUUCAGUGGUCACACCUGUCCGAGCCAUUAAGUCUAUCCGAAGCAUUUCUGUGUGGCGCUUCUGACUAAAGGUACUCCAGUAUUUCAAGGGAACAGGCAGAAUGAUUAGUACAAUCAUUUUACCCACUGACGCCGCAGCAGCUGUGUCGGUGACAUGCACUUUAAUGUUACUAGACUUUUGCCUGUGAACGCCUUCAUUGCUUAGAUUGGAAUAUUGAUAAUAAUUAUGCAUUGGACUUAAAAAGCACAGAUCUUUUUUUGUGUGUGUGUGUGUACCAAGCCAAAUGUAAGCACUUAGCUUGCCCGAUUGGGGGUGGGAGGGCAUGCCCAAGCAAAGUGCAAAGUAGGUCAGCGCACCAAAGUCGUGUCGUGUACCAAAAAGGGAAGUGUAGAGUGUUUUGAUUAGGAACAUACCUCCGAAGUCAAUGUUUAUGUUCAGCAGCUGUUGCGCCAUCUCGCCAUCGUAUUUCUUAGACAAAAAUUUGUACUCUUUUUAUGAUUUUUUUUUUUUUUUUUUUUUUUUUUUUUUUUUAACUACCAUGUUAGGGGAAAGGGGCAGGAUGUAUAAUGGUAAUCCGUUUACAUGUGUAUUUUUGUAUACGUCAUGAAUGACUUAAUAUGAUUAUUUGGUAUUAUUAUUGUCAUUUUAUGUUCGUUUCUCAGUCUGUGGAGUGCUUCAAUGGCCGCAGCAGGUUUUCGUCUGUUUGUUUAUAGCACAUGCUUUUUUUUUUUUUUUUUUUUUUUUCCCUCCUUCUUCUUCUUUCUUCCUGUCCCGUCUGUUGUUUGUCAGCGUUGGCCUCUCGGUGGCCUCGAAAUCCCACAAUGCACUCCUCUGCCUUCUCUGUGGAGCAUGGACCUCAUUAGAGAACUUUUUGUAGCCUCAAGUGCCAGUUAACUUUUUUUUUUUUUUUUUUUUUUGCGUGAAGAAGGGAUGUUUUGCUCUGAAAAUGACUGCAUCUCACAGUGAAAAUAAAAACGGUAUUUGAAGGAAUGCAAUGAAAAGCUACAAUGAUCCACCAUCAUAUUUUUGGGUCAUCUUAAUACCCGUGAAGCACCAUUUAAUUAAACGAGAGGACUAUAUAUCAUAUUUACAGUAAAUCAGAAUUCUCAAGUUUGUCAGACAUGUUAUUGAAGAUUUUGACGCUAGAUUUGAAGCUCAAGUGCAAUUAAGAGUCGUCGUGUUAAUAUUUUUCAGUAUUACAAAUGAAGAAUGAAGAUUUUCUUUUUUUGUGUGUGUAAAAGGUGCCUUAAAAGAUUGACCGCCUGUCGAGCGCAGAUGCAUCAAAAGCAUCGAAACUAUGACGGAAAAUACCAGCAGGAAAUAAAUGAGUGCCUUUCCCUUUCAUUCUAAUUUUUCAACCACUUUCACCUGUUUGACGUCUAUUUACGGUUGUUAAUAACUCUACAGUGCAGUGAAUUAUUUUCUGACAAGGUUGCCGAUGCAAACGGGAUAUUUUAGUUUUUUAUAUAGAAGUCUUUUAAAAAAAAAAAAAAUACAAAAUGUAAACUGUUACUUUAUGCUGAGGCACUACAUGGAAAAUGUUGUGACUCGUUUUGUUGUCCUUCCAAGGUCAGCUUCUUGUCUUAACCGGUGAAUGUUGUGUUAAAAAAGCACUUCGUCCGAGGUGCGAUGUUUUUGUUUUGUUUUUUUCCAUGGCUCAUUAAGGGACUCAUUCUGUCAAAAAAGUUUACUAGCGGCUCCUCUCAUUAAGUCAUACAGCCGUCAAUGUGCGGUUGUAUUGUUUAUUGCCAAAAAGGUUCUAUUUGAAGACGUCUUCGUACUGCAGUUUUCUGGUACAUUUAUAACUCAUGUAAAACCACUAAGAGAUUUCUGGAACAUUUGUGCAACUUUUCAAUCCUGAACAAUUGUUGUUGUUAUUUUUUUGUUAGGAAAAGAUACAAUUCUGCACCCAAGGAUUUGUGCAUCGUGGCCAAAAAGCUAUUGUUCACAGUCUGAUAUUCCAGUUGUCUUAUCAUAACGAAUUAUUAUUAUUUUUUUCAGUUUUUAAUAAGCCAUGAAUCAGGCACACGCAAAAAAACAUGUUCAAACAUUGAUAUUCUGAAGGUAAUAAAUGUAUGCCAAAUUC
Molecule: messenger RNA, 5488 nt
Organism: Phyllopteryx taeniolatus (common seadragon)
Lineage: Eukaryota; Metazoa; Chordata; Actinopteri; Syngnathiformes; Syngnathidae
Product: protein bicaudal C homolog 1-like
Exons: 21
Coding region: 255-3200 (981 amino acids)
Cellular component (GO): cytoplasm
Molecular function (GO): protein binding; RNA binding
Source: RefSeq, a predicted model, not a curated record